This is a messenger RNA of Epinephelus fuscoguttatus (brown-marbled grouper), 1917 nucleotides long. Its product is annotated as myosin-binding protein H-like. The record is from RefSeq and is a predicted model, not a curated record. Gene Ontology annotation, molecular function: protein binding. The coding region runs from base 74 to 1519 and encodes 481 amino acids. Lineage: Eukaryota; Metazoa; Chordata; Actinopteri; Perciformes; Serranidae. The transcript has 12 exons.
CCCCGCAGGACUGGCGGCAUUGGAUACAGUUUUACGGACUCUACCGACUUGGGAAUUAGCUGACACUGCAAACAUGCCGUCCAAGCCUGCCCCGAUCAAGAAGGCGGCUAAGAAAGAACCAGCCAAGAAGGAGGAGAAGGCUCCAGAGCCGGCUCCUGAACCCGCCCCUGCCCCCGCUGAGGCCGAAGCUGCACCUGCUCCUGCCGAGGCAGAGGCCCCCGCGGCCCCGCCAGCUGAGGAGCCCAAACCCCCCACCCCACCUCCACCCGCAGAUGAGCCCACAAGUGUCCCCCUGGACCUGUUUGUUGAGGAUAAGAACGACACUUCAGUCACUAUCAUCUGGAGCCAGCCAGAGGUCGUCGGACCAUCCGGCCUGGAUGGAUACACUAUUGAAGUCUGCAAGGACGGAACUGAGGACUGGAAGGCAGUCAAUGAGGAACUGCAGAAGUCCACCCGCUACGUUAUCAAGAACCAGACCACUGGUGAUCGCCUGAAGAUCCGCGUGGUGGCUGUGAAUGCUGGCGGCCGCAGCCCCCCCGUCACCCUGCCCGAGGCCGUCCUGGUGAAGGAGGUCGCUGAUCGUCCCAAGGUCCGCCUGCCACGUUUCCUCAGGCAGAGAUACGUCACCCAAGUUGGAUCUAAGAUCAACCUGACCAUCCCCUUCACAGGCAAACCCAAACCAGUGGUUUCCUGGUUAAAGGAUGGGCAGCCCCUGGACACAAAGAAGGUGAACAUCCGCAGCACCGACAGAGACAGCAUCCUGUUCAUCCGUGCAGCCGAGAGAGAAGACUCUGGAGUGUAUGAAAUGUGUGUGAAGGUGGAUGACUUCGAGGACAAGGCUUCACUCACCCUGCAAAUUGUUGAGCUGCCGGGGCCUCCCGCCAGUGUGAAGAUCGUGGAUACCUGGGGUUUCAACGUUGCUCUGGAGUGGACCGCACCCAAAGACAAUGGAAACACAGAAAUCACAGGUUACACUGUCCAGAAGGCCGACAAAAAGACUGGAGACUGGUUCACUGUGUUGGAGCAUUACCAUAGACUGAAUGCCACCAUCUCUGACCUCAUCAUGGGCAACACUUACAGGUUCAGAGUGUUCUCCGAAAACAAGUGUGGAAUGAGCGAGUCGGCUUCUAUCGCAAAGGGGGAGGCCAAGAUCCUGAAGACAGGUAUCGAAUACAAGCCCCCAGAGUACAAGGAGCACGACUUCAGCGAGGCGCCCAAAUUCACCACCUCUCUGUCUGACAGAGCCACCACCGUCGGCUACAGCACCAAGCUGCUGUGCUCCGUCAGGGGAUCCCCAAAACCCAAGGUCAUGUGGAUGAAGAACCAGAUGAUUAUUGGAGACGACCCCAAGUACAGGCAGAUCUGCGUCCAGGGUAUCUGCUCUCUGGAGAUCCGUAAGCCUGGUAACUUUGACGGUGGUGUGUACUCCUGCAAGGCCCUGAACGAUCACGGAGAGGCAACUGUCAGCUGCAAACUGGAGGUCAAACAGGCAAACGUUGCAGAGGCAGACAAGAAAUAAGUCAACAUUCGCAUUCUCACAGGAGCAGAAGGAAUGAGGCCUUUGCAGCAUAAGGAAGGUGCUGGAUUCCUGGAAGAGCAUGUAUAUAUGGCUGGUGACCACACUACCAAAAGGGUUGUUGCCUGCGACCUCUUGCCAAGUGUUACCCUGUGUUAUGAUGAACAAUUGUUGUCGCUUUAUGCCUUUAUCGUUAAACUACAAGUCCACAUCCGUGUCCACAAUCAGCUUUUUCCCCCAACGAUACUGUAUAUGGUAACUGAAUUGUCAUCCUGUCAGUCUAACUUGGUGUACACCAACACUUCGACAGCAUUAACUUACUCUUCCUCACGGGAGAACUACAUGUAACAUCCACGUGUUUAUAUCAAUAAAUAAUUUAAUUUCUGGUUUUGAUUUUUCAA